Uncinocarpus reesii 1704 is the source of this 5115-nucleotide messenger RNA. RefSeq lists its product as uncharacterized. The record is from RefSeq and is a predicted model, not a curated record. The coding region runs from base 1 to 5115 and encodes 1704 amino acids. Gene Ontology annotation, cellular component: ER to Golgi transport vesicle membrane; endoplasmic reticulum exit site. Gene Ontology annotation, biological process: COPII vesicle coat assembly; Golgi organization; autophagy. Lineage: Eukaryota; Fungi; Ascomycota; Eurotiomycetes; Onygenales; Onygenaceae. The transcript is spliced from 2 exons.
AUGGCGGAGGUCUCGGUGCUGGGCCAUGGAAAUGGCUCACUUCCAGAUGCGCUCCAAUACGGAGCUUGGAAUCCAGCGCAUAGGCCCGAACAACUCUCCAACGAAACCGAUCGAGAUGAUCCACCCGCCUCUUCCCCGACAUUCGGCCAGAUCGGAGAAUCCGCUGAGAGUUCACCGGGAAAUACCAGCUCGAAAUCUCUUGAACCGGAGAAACCCGUUGUAGAGCCUUUAAAUAGCGAUUCUACACACUUGGGCGAACUUUCCAAAGUUGCGGUCGAGUCACGAAAUCACGGAAUUAUGGAUUCGAACAUCAUUGAGGCUGAGCGGUUUGGAUUCAAGCAGAAUGUCGACCUUGCACAUUCCGAUUCGCCUUUGAUUGAUUCAUUCCAGGGAUCUGAAGCUGGGCUGCUAGCGAACUCGUUUUCUGACGACAGCGUCGAUUUCCAGGCGAUGAUUGGGGCAACGUUGAAGAGCAAACAGGACAAUUCGGAUAAGGGUGAUGAGGAAUCUCACCAGCCAUUGUCUGACCCCCAACCGCCUAAUAAUACUAACGCGGGAGACAGCCCAUGGAACAAUACAUUCGCAGCUGAUGAAGAAGGUGGCGCUGGUUUUUUCAACAAUAUCAGCUCACAAACGAAACCGAUCUAUAACCCCCCAGAACCCGAGUCCCGUUUUGAGGAAGGACUCCCACUCAUUGAUAAUAGCGAUGCUCAAUCUCUGGUGAACAGUCACCCGGUCAACGCAAUCGACACCCUUUUUGAAGCGGAUGAAGCCACAGGGGACGCCGACUUUUUCAGCUCCCAAAUGACGAACCAGAAAGAGUCGACGUGGGAACAGCCUUCUGGAUUAGAACGUAAAUCCACGUCACAAGUCCUCUCUGGGCUAAAUGUUACCCCAUAUGCCAAUGCUGCCCCUCAGGAGCCCGCAGCAAACGAGGACGUUGGGGAAGAGGAGUUGGCGGAAAGAUGGAAGGCAUUUUUAGAUGAUGAUGAUUUGUUGAUCGAAAACGAACCUCUCGAUGCAUCGACGAACGACUCUGGUGCUGAAAUGCCGAAGUAUCGAACUGAGGCCACAGAGCACUUGGCUACACCUAACACCUCGCAAUUCCAGCCUCAGUCGUCCACCGCCAACCCUUACGCUCCACAUCAGCCAUCAUUGUCCGAGAUGCUAGCUUGUUUACCAUCAUCAAACUCGUUUUCAGCCCCGCAGCAAGUAGUCAAGCCAGAAAAGGGACCGGUUGAGAGUUUCGUUAAUCAGCCGAAGGCCGGAUAUCAAUCCCCCUUCGACUUACCGUUUGAAAUGCGCCCAAAACAUGCCGUAACUCGCGCUGUUAAGCACCCGCCUGGUAUGAACCCGCCACCCCGCAGCAGUUCCAUGACAGGAUCCCGCCCUCCAAGUUCGUCUUAUAUGCCUUCGAGUCCGGAGGGAACUGGUGGCUUGCCGAAUGCAGCUCCACCACAUAUAUCCAAUUCUGAUACAGUUUCUCCAUCAACCAAAGCACCUGUUAGGACUGGAAGUUUUUUUGAGGAGCUCCCGGUCGUAACAAGAUCCCGCCCAUCCACUCGAGGUCGACAUGCGUCACAGCCAAACCCGGCCGAACAGCCUCCCAAUGCACCGAUAGGGCCAAUGGUCCCACCACCCGCUUCCCAUCCGCAGCAGAACCGCGACCCUUAUUCCCAAUUUCAAUUACAGCCUCCUGCGCCUGUAGAUCUGUAUUCCACUCUUCCUGUCCCUCCCUCUCAACACCCUCCCCAGUCCUCCCGGUAUUCACCUCAGCCGCCCUCUCAGCCAGCAACGAAAUCGGCCCCCUUUCCUCGAUAUUCUCCUGCACCACCCCAGCUUGCUGGCACUACAGGCCCACCAACGUAUGUAUCGCAGUCCCCAACUGUUCAAACAUCCGUCACUACGCGUCCGUUCCAGCCACGCACCUCGAGCCCCCUCGCAUACCACGAGCCUACAAUGCCGUAUUCGUCUCCGCCGCGGAAAAGAGAGCCACUUCCUGUCACUUCCACUGUCCCACCAACCUCCCGCCUCCCGCCCCUGGGACCCGAUUCGCAGAUCAUUCCUCCCAAACGCUCCAUGACCCAGUCUCCUGGGAAAAUGAAUCCUCUUCAAACAUCUGCUGGAUCGAGUCAGAAUGCUUACGUGAGACCAGCCUCAGCUCACGGCGGCAGGUCGUCAAUGCAAACAUUCCAGACCGCUUAUACCCCCGCUGUUCAUAAUCGCUCAGUUCCAGUUUUGGACUUUAUUCCUCCCACCGAUGGCCGAGAACAUGAUCCUCUCCAGCGCUGGAAAGGCGCUCCAAUCUUUAGGUUUGGAUUUGGUGGAAGUGUGCUAUCGACAUUUCCAAAGCAUAUCCCCAGAUAUUCUACGGGUCAGAUGGUUCCUCGUAUCAAACCGACUCUGGGUGACAUUAAAAUUUAUCCGAUUAAUCAACUACUUCCGCAUGACGAGCCUCUUGAUAAGUUUCCAGGACCCUUAAAAUCGAAAUCCAAAAAGAAAGACGUCUUAACCUGGCUUUCUACCAUGAUAUCCGCUUUCGAGACCCUUCCGGUAGAAGGCCCUGCUCAAACAGAUCUGGUACAAGAACGUCGCCGUGAAGAUACCAUCUUGCUUUGGAAGGUAGUGAGGGUUUUGGUUGAACAUGACGGGGUGCUGGGUGGCUCUACGGCAGCAGACGCAAGCCUUCAAAGCGUAUUCUCACAGAACGACGCAACUACAGAGGCUGGGCCAUUGGAUACUCAAUCUGGAUAUCCUGAUGCUAAUCGCCCACUCGCUGGGUCGCUGACAUCCGAACCCGCCAGUUCUCUAGGAGUCGAAACCAUCCACAAAAAUCUUGUGUCUGGGGACAGGCAAAAGGCCGUUUGGGACGCAGUUGACCAUCGUUUGUGGGGCCAUGCAAUGCUGAUUUCAUCUACUCUGGACAAGUCCGUUUGGAAACAGGUUGUUCAAGAAUUCAUUCGUCGGGAAGUUCGAUCUUUGGGGCAGAAUACCGAGUCCUUAGCUGCGUUAUACGAGAUAUUCGCUGGCAAUUUCGAAGAGAGCAUUGAUGAAUUGGUACCACCCUCUGCGCGAGCUGGUUUGCAGAUGGUUAGCAUGCAUGCAGGCCCAGGCCCUGCUAAGGAUGCCCUGGAAGGCCUAAAUAAAUGGAAGGAGACUGUGAACCUAAUACUGAAAAACAGAAGUAGCCAAGAUCACCAGGCUUUGCUAGCACUUGGCCGGUUGCUUGCAUCAUACGGAAGGACAGAAGCAGCACAUGUUUGUUGCCUAAUCGCCGGGGCUAAGACGAGAUUCGGCGGUGUACAUGACCCACAGGCUGAUAUAGUUCUUCUGGGUUCUAAUCACCGGCUGAACUCGUCGGCCACCUUGACGGAUCGCAAGGCUUAUUUAUUAACCGAAGUUUAUGAAUUUGCUACAUCCGUACUGGCUACAGCACCAUCCCCAGUCUUGCCUCAUUUACAAGCUUUCAAACUUCAGCACGCCAUGCAUCUGGCUGAAGAGGGUCAUAAAUCUGAGGCUCAACAUUACUGCGAAGCAAUUGUUUCUAUUGUCACGUCGAAAUCGAAUGCGAAAUCACCAUACUACCACCAAACUUUCUUUGCCCAAUUAGACGAACUACUACAGCGUUUGAGACAGGCUCCUGCGGACGGCUCAUCAUCCUGGAUUUCGAAACCCAGCAUGGAAAAGGUCUCAGGGUCGGUGUGGGCGAAAUUCAACAGUUUCGUCGCUGGCGACGAUAACGAAGUGGCAUCGAACGGCUCCGGCAAGGCUGGAGAAGGGGAUAUUGGACCAUUCGCCAAAAUCGCCGGGACGCCGCCUGUCAGUAGGUCCCCUUCGGUCGUCGAAGGAUAUGGAUCAUAUUUUCCCUCUCAGCAGGUUCCACCAUCAUCAUCAAGUUCUCGUUACGCCCCAAAUAAUCAGCACUAUCCUCCUUAUUCAUCCCCAGAACAAUCUCGUGGUCGUCGGUCUUUGGACUCCCAGAGGUCACCUUCACAUAAUGCGGCGCGUUCGUAUUCCCAGCGCCGCAACUCCCAAGAUCCUAUGACCCCUCUUGAGAAUAAUGGUUAUGGGUUGGCCUCUAGCAAUAUACACGCAUCGCCUGCUGGUAUUAGUUCCCACUUUACACCACCUCAGCCAAACUACUCCCCUCUUGCACCUGUCAAGGAGAUUUAUUCCCCUCAGGUUCAGUCUCCUACGAGCGAAACCCCCGCAGCACAAUUGUCUACAACUAGUUUCGGUAUCAGUCAGGAGAGUUCAUUGCCAUUGCCGGCGACAGCAGCAGACGAUCAUGAAGCCAAAACUGGUGCAAUGGUACCUGAACAACCCCAGUACCAACCACCCACUUAUGAACCUCCAUCUCUAAGCACCGGUUACGAACCACCUUCAUAUUCUACAGAUGUUGCAGAGGGUGAGGAAUCAGAAGAAGUAAAACCGAAAAAGAAAUCAUUCAUGGACGAUGACGGUGAUGACGAUUUUAUGGCUCGCGCGGCACAGCUCAGGAGUGUCGAGAAGGUAAGGAUAAAUCGCGAGGCGGAUGAAGCUUUCAAGAAGGCUGCAGAAGCAGAUGCAAAACGACCUCCAACCGCAGAAAAGAAAGGCUGGUUUUCAGGUUGGUUCGGAAAGAAGGAGGCGGGCCCAGUCCGCGCAGAUCUCGGAGAUGACAACGCCUUCUAUUUCGAUAAAGAGUUGAACAGAUGGAUCAACAAAAAUGACAGCGGUGGCACCGCCGCAGCGGCCGCCACGCCGCCUCCUCCUAAAGGCUCAGCGCCAUCCAGCCGGUCUGCAAGCGCUGCCCAAACUCCCACAACGCCCAACCUAGUAAAUGGAAGGCCGGGACCCUCGACCAUUGCGGGGGUCGCUUUAUCCGCUCCGACUGGUAUUCCGCCACUUCCCACGCCGCCAUUGAGCUCGCUGGGCCCAGCGACAGGCAGUCCGCGCCCAAUCCCAAGAUCCGUUUCGGCUGGCGCUCCAACAGGACCGCCAUCACGCCCUAGCACUUCGUUAAGCAAUGCGAGCUCGAUUGACGAUCUCCUAGGAGCCCCGCAGGCAAGAAAAGCGGGUACUGUCAAAGCACGGAAAAAGGGCCGGGGCUAUAUUGAUGUCAUGGCGAAAUGA